CUCGUCGGGACGUCGGACUGUUUAGUCGUUAUCUAGUGUAUUCUGACCUUUGAUCUUAGUGUGUAACUGGGCUUAUAAUUACGUGUUUAUACGGUGAUGAAUUAUGUAUGAGUGCUGUGUCCAGUGAGUCAAAAUGACGUUUAACGGUGUGUUGCGCCUAAGUGCACUUUUAGUUUUGACUAUUGCUCUUUGCAUCGAAGGCAGAGAAGAACCUCACCAAUUCACAAUAGACGAAUUACUCACAAACAAUUAUGAAAAUAAGGAAUCUAACGAUCUAGGAUUGGAUCCUUGUAAAGCCGGUAACUUUCAAGGAGAUAUCGCAAUACCAGACGUCGAUUAUUACAAACCUAGAAACUCUCCGAGUUCCUCUAAAAUUAAUAAAUCCCUUCAAGAAGAAGUUGAAAGACUAAAAAAGGAAGUCUUGUUGGAAGGUCUUCAAGUAGAAGAAGAAGGAUUGCCUGACAUUCUAAGAAAAAGAACCAAACAACCUUUACAUUUAUCACAAGAAAAACCGAAAAAGUAUAAUGAAGCUUCCAUUUCUUCUAAGGUUCUUCCAGCAGGGCUAGAUAAAUCUCUUUUGCUAAAAAAUGGGAAAUUACCACCAAGCGAAAAUUUAGAUUACUUCGAACCUAUCAACUCCGUAAAUCAAACCAAUCAUAAUAUUGUUGUUGAUAACUUGACAGAAUCCGAAAGCCUGGAACAAGACGGCGUUUUAGUUGUAAACAUUUCAAAUGAUAACGUGUUGAAUCUUGACGAACUCUAUACAAAUAUUAAGUUGUCAAAUAAUUCACCUAAAGCAGAAGAAGUCAAAAAUAAAAUUCAAAGUAAUAGUCGCGAAAUAACUGGAGAUUCUAAUAAUAAUAACAAUAUUAAAUUUAAGUUACCAGAAAACGCAACAGUAGCACCUGCACCAACGAACGGAGACUUGUCAUCUAGUGUUCUAGACGAAAGGAAUCAAACUAUACAUAGAGCCGAUAAAACAAGGUAUAAACUAAAACCAGAGAUAAAUGAAACUAACGAUUUACUAAAACCAACGGAAAGCCUGCAAACGUUGAUUGACGACUCCAGUGAACACAGGCGGCACAGAAGAAGGAGACAUGGUAAUACCAGGAGACUACGCAACAUACAGUCGAUUGAGGAAUUGGAUAAAAACAGAUCGAAGUGGUCAGAAGAAGACUAUCAACAGAAAAAGAAGUUUUUUCGACACCAUAAGAAAUUUCGAAAUGAACUGGAAUACAGGAAAUUUGAAAUACCAGAACAUGAGUUCGAAGAAAAGUUUGACGUUAAGCCACCACCAAAAGUGCCCUUAAAGAACAAUACACAAAUGUUCCAGGACUGGUUUUUUCGCGACUCUGAUAUAGACUUAGAAGAAGCCGAUAGUCAUUUUUAUAAUAAAACUGAGGAUAAAAUUAGGCACCGUAGUGCUCGCGCGGCGACAAACAGAAAAGAGCGGAUAUGGGAAAACGGUGUAAUUCCAUAUGAAAUUGACGGGAACUUUAGUGGGGCUCAUAAAUCUCUAUUCAAACAGGCUAUGAGGCAUUGGGAAAACUUUACUUGCGUCAAAUUCGUCGAAAGAGAUUCCGAACUACAUAGGGACUACAUUAUUUUCACAGAGCGGCCGUGUGGGUGUUGUUCCUUUGUCGGAAAACGUGGUAAUGGCGCGCAAGCUAUAUCAAUUGGAAAGAAUUGCGAUAAGUUCGGUAUUGUUGUACACGAGUUGGGUCACGUUGUUGGCUUCUGGCACGAACACACGCGACCCGACAGAGACAGGCAUGUCCAAAUCAUCAGGGAUAAUAUAAUGACAGGACAAGAGUAUAAUUUCAAUAAACUGACGGAGGAAGAAGUGAAUUCACUGGGGCAGACUUACGACUAUGAUUCUAUAAUGCACUACGCGCGAAACACUUUUAGCAAGGGUACAUACCUAGACACGAUAUUACCAUUAGAAGUACAUGGAAAGAAGAGACCGGAGAUUGGACAGAGAGUGAGACUGAGUGCUAGUGACAUUGCCCAAACUAAUCUUCUGUAUAAAUGUGCUAAAUGCGGGAAAACCUUCUUGGGAAAUUCGGGAUGGUUCAACUCGCCGGGUUGGGGUACAGAAACACCUCCAGCUACACGGGAGCGUUGCGAAUGGCGUAUUGUUGCAACACAUGGGGAAAGAGUCGUUCUUAAUAUAACUGAAAUCGAUAUCCACAAAACAGAUGGAUGCCGUUCAGAAUGGGUCGAUGUGCUUGACGGGUAUAUGCCUGAUGCGCCCGUUUUAGGCCGGAUUUGUGGUUCCGGGAAGGGACCAGUGCUGUGGUCCACGGGAUCAAGACUAACCGUCGUUUAUCAACCUGGACCGCGAUCAAAACCAAAUCGUGGAUUUAGAGCUUACUACGAAGCGGUGUGUGGAGGAGACAUAGAUGUUGACAGCAGUGGUCAUUUGGAGUCACCUAAUUAUCCUGAUGACUAUCAACCGAAUAAGCUCUGUGUUUGGAGACUCACUGUGCCACAGGACUAUCAAGUAGCCCUUCGUUUCCAUUCGUUUGAAGUGGAGAACCAUGAUACAUGUAACUACGACAAAGUGAAAGUGCGAGAUGGGGACUCCAUGGACAGUCCGCUUAUUGGCAUGUUUUGUGGACACAAAAUACCGCCAGAUAUCAGGUCAACAUCAAACAAACUCUUAGUAAUUUUCGAAUCAGACAGUUCAGUACAAAAAGCUGGUUUCUCUGCGACGUUUAUGAAAGAGUUCGACGAGUGCGCUUCCAUAGACCACGGCUGCAGCCAUUCUUGUGUUAACACUCUGGGUGGUUAUGAAUGCGCCUGUGAUAUUGGAUACGAACUGCAUUCGGAUGGCAAGAAGUGUGAGAACGCUUGUGGUGGUGUACUGUAUGCUCCAAAUGGAACAAUUACCUCGCCAUCAUUUCCCGAUUUGUACCCUCCAUCUAAGAAUUGUUUGUGGGAGAUCGUGGCGCCUCCACAGCAUCGGAUAACACUAAACUUCACACACUUCGACUUAGAAGGCAGCAAUAAUAUGUACCACCAGGAAUGUGAAUAUGACAGUGUAACAGUGCACUCGCGUUUGGGUGCCGAUGUUUUGCGGCGACAUGGGGCUUUUUGUGGGUCUAUUUUACCUCCUCCAGUCACCUCAGAUGGCUCUGUCUUACGUGUUCAGUUUACUUCGGACACAUCAGUCCAUCACUCAGGUUUCGCAGCAGCGUAUUACAUAGACGUAGAUGAAUGCUCGGACAAUAACGGCGGAUGUCAGCACGAAUGUCACAACACGUUGGGGGGUUAUGAGUGCGCUUGUCAUAGUGGCUUCACCUUACACCCGAAUAAACACGAUUGCAAAGAGGGCGGGUGUAAGCAUGAUAUAACGCAUCCACACGGGACUAUUUUCAGUCCAAACUAUCCCGACUCGUAUCCGUCCCGCAAAGACUGCGUGUGGCAAUUCUCAACGACACCUGGACAUCGUAUCAAAUUGAUAUUCAAUGUAUUUGAAUUGGAGCCACAUCAGGAAUGCACAUACGACCAUGUGACGAUUUACGACGGUGCAUCAGCCGAUGAGAAGACGUUGGGUCGAUUCUGUGGCAGCAAGUUGCCACAUCCUGUGGUCGCUUCGCAGAACCUCAUGUAUGUGGUGUUCAAGUCUGAUGCCUCCGUACAAAGGAAGGGCUUCUUCGCUACUUAUUCCACUGCGUGCGGUGGCUACCUCAGCGCAACUGACACGGUUAAACAUUUAUAUUCCCACGCUCGAUAUGGCCACGAUUCAUAUGAGUCCCAUGCCAACUGCGAUUGGAGUAUUGUGGCACCAGUUGGCCAAUUCGUUAGACUCACAUUCCUCACGUUCGAGUUGGAACCAGAGGCAAACUGCGGUUAUGACUAUGUCCAAAUCUUAGGAGGAUUAGAAGGAAGCGUUGGGCCAUAUGGAAAUUAUUGCGGAACUAAGAUGCCUCCAGAAAUUGUAUCAACAACAGAAGCGUUGCUUGUAAAAUUCCGUACGGACGAUUCCAUCGUAUUUAAAGGCUUUUCCGCGUCAUACCAAGUCGUGAAGCCAGAUGUCUGGAGUGGGGAGGACAGCUCUGAAGGUGGGGAGGAUGACGAGGAAGAGGAUGAGCAGAUGCCUCCGCUUGUGGUGGGGAGGGGUCUACGAGGGUCGACGAGAUAUGUUAGACGGCCUACGUGACGGUGGCCAUUACGUCAUCCUAGACACAGGCGACCCCAUAGGAACACAAAACGCACAAAGUCUGUGUCCGUUCAUGGACCGUAUUAGGCCACUUUUACUGCUGGGAGUGAGUCAUUUUCAUUUUACCGGAUUAAAACGUAUUUACUAAUCACUUCAAUACAAUGAGAUAUCAAUUGUGUUGUCAUUGUUCAUUAGUUUCUCACAUCUUGUUUUUUAUGUUUAUUUUACUAUUUGUUCUGUUAAAUUUUUCUCUCCCUAGUUAUUGAUCGAGUCGUCGCCAUCCUGCUUGAUUUUAGGGGGUUGUUAUAGUUCACAUUCAAGUGUUAAUUCGCUAUUCCACAAGAUAAGCAUAAAUUAAAACAAAUAUGAGGCAGUUUUAUUCAUUUAAAAAAACUUCCAUUAAGUUAUAUAUUUUAACAGAUUUUAUCUAAAGUAGUUCAGUAUUUCAUAAUAUAUCUUUACAGCAGUAAUACAAAUUACAUUUUCAAGCAAUUUAAUUUCGCCUAUAAUAAUUACUAAAUAUCGGGAAUUCAAAUAUUCACAAUACCUGAAUUGCACCGUUGUUUUAGAUAACCAUAAAAUAAAUAAUACAAGUAAUACAACAAAGUAGAACCGUAAUAUUAUAAUCUUCACAACAGGUGCAUACCACGUGUGUUCUGUUUUCAAAUUUUAGUUUUAAGACUGCAUUUUAAAAUGUUUAUUUUACUUAACUAUUUAUUAAUUAGUUAACUAAUCAAUUUGACUGCAUUUUAAUGUACAUAAGAUAACUAGAACUGCCUAUUGGUCAAAAUACUCGUAGAAAGUCAUUUAGUCAUGAGACAAUAUUGUUAUGUUAGAAUAGUUUAAGUUGCAUAUUCGUACCAAAGAAUAAUUUUUACGCGAUUUUUGUACAAUAAAUACAUGAUUCUCUUCUUAAUAUUCUAAGUUGUACUUAUUUGUAACUUAUAAUUUAUAUAGACAUUUUAAUAUAUUUUAUUAUAUUGGUAGCACCGUGAGGUUGACAGAAACGCAAAAAGACAGUUAAAGUAAUAUAUUUUUUAUCUGGACAACUGUUUAGAACUAAGAAAUUGUAUGUCAGUAGAAGCAUAUUACAAAUACUUAGUACAUAUAGCGUAAAGUUUGUAUUAAAUGUAAUACUAUUAUGAUAUUAUUUUGUAUUGAAAUAAUAAUAUCUUCUUUACGUGUCCAUUUUCAUCUCAAUCAGCAUCAGUGUCAUGUUGUAAGGGAUGCCAACCAUGGCUACCCAUAUGUCAAUUCAUGGUAACUAAGUAUUGUUUCUGGAUUAAGUGUUUUGUCUAGCUUAAUUUUUCAUAAAAAUAUUAAGUUUUAUUACUUUUUAACCUCAUGGUAGAGAUAACUAUUUAAUCAUGAAAAAAGUUUUGAAAAAUCCUUUAUAUUAUGCCAAAUUUCGCCAUUUUCACAGUCGUUAUCAUACUUUUGUAAAUUUUUUAUUGCAUUCCUAAAUUUUCGUAAAAAUUGCAGUAUAAUCUAUUACAGCAUGUAUUUUUAUCAAUGACAGAAUUUUUAAUAAUGUGUAAUUUAUAGAAUGAAUAAUUCUGUAAUUGUUUAGUAAUUGUUAAUUCAAUGUUAGUUACGAAUAUGAAUGUUAUUUUUUUCAAAGGACCCGUUGAACUAUUAUUAUUACAUUCAUUACUCAAUAAACAUUUUCGUUAUCUGGUAUCUAGUAUGCUUGUGUAUAUCCUGUAUAAUAUAAUUAAUAAUAAUAUAUUUUAAUCAUGUUUCAGUAGACCAAAAUAUUCGACUAGGUGUUGAUCUAAGCACAAUUUAGAAUCAUAAUAAUGCGACAAUAUUAUUGUAUAGGAUAAAUUAUAAUACGUAGAAAAUAGGACGUUUCUAUAAGUGUUCAAUAAUAAUUCAGAAAAGUCAAUUUAAACCAUCUUUCCAUUGUCAAAUUUGAUUGGUAGUAAUUUUGUUAGGUAACUAACCCGUCAGGUACCUAUAAAGUACUAAUUAAUCUAUAAAGCUAUUUCGCAAAACUCAUCAUUUUCCUGAUUGAUGAUUGAAUCAAUCCGGAUUCCACCACCCUUUCAAAAUGGUCGACUUCAAUAAAUACGUAAUCGGUAUUUACGUAAUCUGAAUUUUGAAGUCGUAAUCAGAAAAGCAUUUACAGCUACUGAAGUUUUGGGUAUAAAUGCGAAUAUAGACUUUAUCGGAUUUUUCAAAUAUCUAGUUUACAGUGCCAAAAGUUACUUAUUAAGACCUAGUAUGUAGGUACUUUAUGUAAAAAUAAUACAAAUACGUAGAAUGUUAUAAUUUUUUAAAUAAAAUGAAUGUAA
Pieris rapae (cabbage white) is the source of this 6462-nucleotide messenger RNA. It is a transcript of the gene tok, whose product is annotated as tolloid-like protein 1. The transcript is spliced from 20 exons. Gene Ontology annotation, biological process: proteolysis. Lineage: Eukaryota; Metazoa; Arthropoda; Insecta; Lepidoptera; Pieridae. The record is from RefSeq and is a predicted model, not a curated record. Gene Ontology annotation, molecular function: metalloendopeptidase activity; zinc ion binding; calcium ion binding. Bases 134 to 4165 code for a protein of 1343 amino acids.